UCUUUUACUGUGUGGUCUUCACCGUGUCGGGGCUUUACGGAGCGGCAGUCUGUGCGGAAGUUCUUUCAUCCUGCAGGAGAAGAAGAAGAAGUGAAAAAAGAAGAAGCAGAAGAAGAAGAGAGGCCUCUCUUCCGUCUCGUCUCUCCGCCUGAAACACAACAAUCCUCCGGCCCGGACCCUCCGGACGCCCCCGGGGACUCACGCACACCCGCGGCCGAGAACAGAGCGUCUCCGCCGGCCUCCGGACCCUCGGUGAGUCGGGCCAUGGCGAGGCCGAGCCACAGCGACCACGUCCUCCAGCAGCUCAACAACCAGCGCGAGUGGGGCUUCCUGUGCGACUGCCUCAUCGCCAUCGGCGACAUCUACUUCCGCGCGCACAAAGCCGUGCUGGCGGCGUGCAGCUCCUACUUCCGCAUGACGUUCAUCCGGGAGCAGCAGGCUGCCGGCGGCGGCGGCGGCGGGCGCCUGGACCUCAGCAACAUGGCCAUCAGCGCCGAGUGCUUCGACCUCAUCCUGCAGCUCAUGUACCUCGGGCGCAUCGUCGUCGGGGGUUACGAGUUCGAGGAGCUGAAGGCGUCCAUGGCGACGCUGCAGAUGUACUACAUCCCCGACUCGCUGGACGACCUGCGAGACAUCCGCAGCGCCAACAUCACGCCCUCGUCCACGGCUUCCUCCUCCUCGUCUUCCUCGUCUGCCGGCGGCGGCGCGGUUGCCGCGGGGAAGAUGAUGUUCGGCGUGCGCAUGUACGAGCAGCAGAGGGCGGCGGGCGAAGGCGGGGCCACGGCCGAGAGGAGAGGCGCCGGCGGGCGAAUGGACCUGGUCGAACCCAAAGCCGUUCAGCUCCGGAGAGCGCCGGUCUGUAAGGGCGAGGACGAGGCGGAGCGAGACGGCGAGCCCGGCGGCGUCUGCGUGAAGACGGAGCCCGAAGAAGAGAACGCAUUCGCUGAGAUCGAGGUGGUCAGGGGAACGCUGCCGGGAGCCCUGAGUGGCGGCGAGCCUUUGGACGGAGGCCACGCCCACGUGCCGAGCGGCGACGACUCGGGAAUCCCGGCGAAGCUGCGUCGAGUCAAAGAGGAGAAGCCGGAGCAGCAGGACGGCGGCUGCGCUCCGUGUGAACUGUGCGGCGCGGCGCUGACGGAGGAGAACAAGUCGGCGCACUACCUGUCGGACCACAUGGGCAACAUCUGCGCCUGCGGGCGCUGCCUCGCCAGAUCAGGACACUCACCAGGCUACCGAGGCGAGUCGGACUCUCCCGGCGAGGACGAGGCCUCUCUGCCGGAGGAUCCCUCGGGUGCUGACGGAGCGGAGGAAGGCGACCUGGCGUGCCCUCACUGCGGCGCUCUCUUCCAGAGCGAGAGCCUGGCGCUGGAGCACACCUUAUCCUGCCACGAGGAGCUCUUCCGCCCGCCGCUGUUGGAAGACGGCACCGCGGCCGCCGGCGGGGAACCGGACCACCGGCGCAAACACUUCUGCAGCAUCUGCGGCAAAGGCUUCUACCAGCGCUGCCACCUGCGCGAGCACUACACGGUGCACACCAAGGAGAAGCAGUUCAGCUGCCAGACCUGCGGGAAGCAGUUCCUGCGCGAGCGGCAGCUGAGGCUGCACACCGACAUGCACCGCGGCAUGGCGCGCUACGUCUGCCCCGUGUGCGACCAGGGAACCUUCCUCAAACACGACCACGUGCGCCACAUGAUCUCCCACCUGGCGGCCGGGGAAACCAUCUGCCAGGUGUGUUUCCAGAUCUUCCCCGGCGGCGAGCAGCUGGAGAAACACAUGGACGUGCACCUGUACAUCUGCGGCGUUUGCGGCGAGAAGUUCCGCCUACGGAAAGACAUGCGGAGCCACUACAACGCCAAGCACACCAAGAGACUAUAGGAGACCUGGCCGCCGCCGCCGCAUCCACUCGCCUUGGUUACUCUAAAUAAAGCCAUAAAUGUGAGAACAAAUGUUAUGCACUUGAACACCAAAAAGUAGAGCUGCAACUAUCGGUUAUUACUGUCACACCGUCGUCGAUGAGUCUGCCGUCUGUUUCCUCCGCUGGCUGCGUGGCCGGAGCGUGGCGUUUUCUAUGUCUUUGCACACCAGAAACUUGAUGAAAAUCGAUAAUUAUUCAUUAUUAUUUUUUAA
Messenger RNA from Perca flavescens (yellow perch), 2127 nucleotides. RefSeq names its product zinc finger and BTB domain-containing protein 1. Lineage: Eukaryota; Metazoa; Chordata; Actinopteri; Perciformes; Percidae. Gene Ontology annotation, cellular component: nucleus. Gene Ontology annotation, molecular function: protein binding; DNA-binding transcription factor activity, RNA polymerase II-specific. The record is from RefSeq and is a predicted model, not a curated record. The transcript is spliced from 6 exons. Gene Ontology annotation, biological process: regulation of transcription by RNA polymerase II. The coding region runs from base 265 to 1875 and encodes 536 amino acids.